Molecule: messenger RNA, 1735 nt
Organism: Microdochium trichocladiopsis
Lineage: Eukaryota; Fungi; Ascomycota; Sordariomycetes; Xylariales; Microdochiaceae
Product: major facilitator superfamily domain-containing protein
Exons: 3
Coding region: 1-1605 (534 amino acids)
Biological process (GO): transmembrane transport
Molecular function (GO): transmembrane transporter activity
Source: RefSeq, a predicted model, not a curated record
AUGCCAGCCCUCAACGACAAGUCCCCAGGGACUAGCUCCGAGAGCGAAGCAGCGCCUACUGGGAUCAUCUCCUCCGAUGAACAAGACGAAGAAAAGGGCGAGCAAAGUACAGAGAAGAAUGGGGCGGUCGAAUCAGACCCAGCCCGUCCCUUCUCCGUCUUCUCCGAUGUACAAAAGUGGUUCAUCGUCCUGAUUGUCGCCUCGACGACAAUGAUUGCGCCGCUGAGCUCCAGUAUCUUCUACCCGGUCAUCCCCUUGCUUGCAGACGAGCUGGGCGUGUCGAUUACGAACAUCAACCUCACCAUCACAAUCUACCUGAUAAUCCAGGGAAUCGCCCCUUCCUUUGUGGGCAACCUCUCCGAUGUCAAAGGCCGCCGGCCCGCUCUCCUGAUUUCCUUGGUCAUUUUUGUAGCUGGCUGUGUGGGUGCUGCCCUCAAGGCCGACUAUGGCGUCCUCUUUGCCAUGCGGUGUCUGCAGAGCGUGGGGUGCAGCGGUACCAUCGCGCUGUCGCUUGCGACUGUGUCCGAUAUUGUGACGUCGGCCGAGCGCGGCAAGUAUACCUCGUACGUCCAGCUGGGGUGGAUGCUCGGGCCGUCGCUUGGACCGGUUGUUGGCGGUCUGCUGAGCCGGUACCUCAACUGGCAGGCCAUCUUUUGGUUCCUCGCCAUCUACGCCGGGGUUGUGUGGCUCGUGGCACUUCUGUUCCUCCCCGAAACGAGCCGGCAAAUCGUUGGGAACGGUUCGAUCCCGCCCCGAGCAUGGAACAAGACAGGCUUAGCUCUUGUCCGGCAGCUUGUUGGCGCCGCCCAUAUCCGGACGACUGGCCAGGCAGCAACAGACGAGAAGGAGCAACAGCAACAACCUCUGCAACCUGCCAGCGGCGGAGCACGCGCCGCUCUCAACCCGCUGCUAUCGCUCCGGCUGUUCGCAGACAAGGAGACGAGCCUGCUGCUCGUGUACAGCGGCCUCAUCUACGCGAGCACCUACAUGGUCCUCUCGACCCUGUCCGACCAGCUCGAGCAGGUCUACGGCCUCGACACGCUCCACGUCAGCUUGUGCUUCCUGGCCCCGGGAUUCGGCACUGUUAUCUCGGUCCUCCUCACGGGCCGCGUGCUCGACUGGAACUUCCGCCGGCACGCGCGCCGCGCAGGGCUGGCAAUCUCCAGACAGAAACAGCAGGACCUGGCCGGGUUCCCCGUCGAGCGGGCCCGGCUGCAGAGCGCGGUGGCCGCGCUGUGCCUCGCGGGCGUGAGCCUCGUCGCGUACGGCUGGUCCCUGCAGAAACACGCGCCGCUCGCGGUCCCGCUGGUCUUCCUGGCCUUACAGGCCUUUGGCGGCGCGAGCGCGUUCUCCGGCUUCAACAAUCUCAUCAUGGACCUGAACCGGGACCGGCCGGGCGUCGCGUCCGCGGCGAUGAACAUGACGCGCUGCUGGCUGGGCGCGGCUGGCACGGCGUUCUCGAGCCCGCUUGUCAGCGCCGCGGGUGGUGGCGGGGUGGGCUGGCUGGGCGUGGUGAUCCCGGGAAUAUGGUUGCUGUUCAGCCCCUUUGUGUUUGCGGUGCUCAGGUAUGGGCCGGGGUGGAGGGAGGAGAGGCGGCUCAAGUAGCUGGAUGGCCGUGUGGUGGAUGGAAAUACCCGGUGCUUGCGCAUUUCUGAUACGCCAUUCUUAAAAACCUUGUUUAUCGGCCAGCGGAAGCUCGGUCGGAGUGGAUAGCUGAGUGCUCAUGGCGAUGAGG